Schizosaccharomyces octosporus yFS286 is the source of this 1785-nucleotide messenger RNA. Its product is annotated as STAM like protein Hse1. Gene Ontology annotation, molecular function: ubiquitin binding; phosphatidylinositol binding. Gene Ontology annotation, cellular component: ESCRT-0 complex. The record is from RefSeq and is a predicted model, not a curated record. Gene Ontology annotation, biological process: protein transport to vacuole involved in ubiquitin-dependent protein catabolic process via the multivesicular body sorting pathway. The transcript has 4 exons. The coding region runs from base 495 to 1613 and encodes 372 amino acids. Lineage: Eukaryota; Fungi; Ascomycota; Schizosaccharomycetes; Schizosaccharomycetales; Schizosaccharomycetaceae.
AAGUAAUAUGAAUUGCUAGUAAGAAGGGUUUCAUUCCUUUAAAAUGCUCAACAUUCGGAUUGGCUGCUAACUGAUCUAAGAAUUGUUCAAUAUACAUGAUGAAGACUACAUGAUAAAUUCUUUUUAUAAAAACUCAAUAAUCAUAUGCUGAAUAUCAGCAUCGCAGAUGCCUUCCUAAAAUGUACUGUGUAUCUUGUUUGAGAGAAGAGUAAGUCAUCUUCAUACAACUAGUAAUAUGUAAGUAUUUUAUUUUGUAUAAGUUUCGAGAUCGUUUUCUUUUAGUUCAAACAGUUGGUGGUUUAUAGCUCUUUUAUUUUAAGUGCUUUACAACUAGGAAACUCACAGCACAAACAAUUUCGUUAAUACUUGCCAUUCACCAAUUACGACAAAAAUUGGUCAGUUUAUCUUUUUUCUUAAAAUAUUCUAUAAGAAGUUCAACUUACGAGUUUCUGCAUAGCAAGUUCAAUACUUGGCGGGACUAUAUCUUUACCAACAUGUUUCGAGAAAAACCAUCGGCUCCUCAGACAGCAAUUCUUUGUGCUACAGACGAGAAUAAUACUAAAGAUAAAUGGGAUUUAAUUAUGGAUGUGUGCGACUUACUUUCAAGUAGUUCAGAAGAAGUUUGUCGAAAUGCUAUCCAAUUUCUUAAUAAACGAUUGAAUUCCGUAAAUUCCAAUGUCCAAUUGUUGACCUUAACUCUGACAGAUGCUAUUGUAAAAAAUUGCGACCAAAAGACGCAACAUGAGAUUGCUUCCCGUUUAUUCACGGAUAGUCUUUUGCACAUAGCUGGGAAUCCAAACACUCAUAAUCAAGUCAAAAGUAAAAUUGCAGUAUUAGUCGAUGAAUGGGCAAGAGAGCUACGAUAUGAUCCCAGCAUGGACUUAAUGCAACAAACAUGCAAUGAAAUUCGGAAGCUAGACAUAAUUGACCUACGAGCCCCUAAAAAACCUAGCAAGCAAAAGAAGAAUAACUCAGAACUAAAGAAAGAAGAAGAGGAAUUACAAUUUGCAUUGGCUUUAUCAUUGUCUGAGGCUACUGCUCAAGAAGCGAAAAAACAAGAGAAAACCGAUGACAAGAAUAAUUCACAACAACCGGUUCAAGCUCAAGAUACUUCCUUAAACGCAACACCAGCAUCCUCGAUUUCUCGUGUACGUGCACUGUACGAUUUUGCUGCUUCUGAGCCUGGUGAGUUAUCCUUUCAAAAAGGGGACGUCAUAUUGGUUUUGGAAAGCGUUUUCAAAGAUUGGUGGAAAGGUUCUUGUAAAAACAAAGUCGGAAUCUUCCCUGUCAAUUAUGUUGAGAGAAUUGUUGAACCAACCUUAAAACAAAAAGAGCAGAUGCUUAAAGCGGAACACCAGACUUUCGAUGCUCUUCCAAAAAUUGAUGAUUUGCUAAACAUAUUAUCGGCUGCACCGCCUGAAGCUGCCGAUGACGAUGAGCUGCAGUCUAAGUAUCACGAAACCAUUAUUUUACGACCGAAACUUAUACGACUAAUAGAAAAAUACGCCUCUCAGAAAGAAGAAUUAGUGGACCUUAAUGAGCGAUUGCUAGCUGCUCGCAAAGAUUAUGAAGUUUUGUACGAGCAAUCAAUGUCGGAAAUGAGACGAUAUUAAUUUUUAUGUAUAUGUUAGCUACUACCUUCUUUGACUGCGGAUCACUAUGAGCUUUUCAAUCCCAUGGUCUUGUCUUUAAUGAAUGUUUCUUUAAUAAGCGAUAAAUCUAUGAAUUCAAACGUAGGAGAAGUUUUGAUUAAAGUUAAUUUAAUAUAUUAUCAAUGUCUGCAAA